This is a messenger RNA of Bipolaris maydis ATCC 48331, 655 nucleotides long. RefSeq lists its product as uncharacterized. NCBI's taxonomy places the organism in Eukaryota, Fungi, Ascomycota, Dothideomycetes, Pleosporales, Pleosporaceae. The record is from RefSeq and is a predicted model, not a curated record.
UAGCGUGACCAUUCGUAGGUUUCUUGUUCAUUAGAUGUUAAGAUGAAUGACUCGACUCUUGCACGCUAUGCUGGAUUUUUUAAUCAGCCUUUGAGAAACUCUGAGCUUUAUACUCAGCUCAAUGAGAUAUUAGACAAUUCUGAGCUCAUCGCUGAGUUCUCUCAAUUCUACAGACAACGAACACAUGAAAACGAAUGCAUAGGCAUUACCUACCAAUCGGUUCCUACGCUGGAAGAGAUAAACUGUAUGUUGAAGCAAGAGGAAAAGAUCCGAAUGUCCCUCAAGCGCAUACGGGAUAUUGUCCUCAGUCAUCACCAGAGUACUCUGACACCCGCGACCGAAGAUUGUAAGCUUAUAUAAGACAUUGCAAUAAGGAACCUUGAGAUAACGAGAGUCAGCGCUGAGAAAAGGCCGGCGACUUCCUGGCGGCGGCGGGCAUCAAAUCAGCUCUACUCUAGCUUCCAGAACACAUAGAGAAGAUCGUUCAGGACUGUGAUCACUUUAUGAUCGUUGCAUACGAUGCACAGAAUAAUCGAGAGUAUACUAGUGCGCCGGACAGGCUUCAACAUUCUGAGAAGAAUGCUCUGGACGGGGUCAUAGGUAAGCUUAUAGGUAGAGUUGGGUACAAUGCGUCCUAAUAAGAUUUUACUCAUUU